Molecule: messenger RNA, 1033 nt
Organism: Drosophila virilis
Lineage: Eukaryota; Metazoa; Arthropoda; Insecta; Diptera; Drosophilidae
Gene: Trf5
Product: TBP-related factor 5
Biological process (GO): DNA-templated transcription initiation
Molecular function (GO): general transcription initiation factor activity; DNA binding
Source: RefSeq, a predicted model, not a curated record
ACCUGUGCUCUACAUAAAAGCUGGGCACACUGAAAAGAACACAAGAUAAACGAAUUGUCCGAAAUUAAUUUGAUAAGGAACGUAAAGUAAAGGGCAUAUAUAAAUGAAGCAUAAAGAUCAUAAAAGAGUCAAAAAGGCGAAAAAAGAUAAGAAACGUUCAAAAACGCACCGAGAUGAUUCAAAAAAGUCAAAGAAGAGAGACAAAGAGGCAAAGCACAAGACGGAAUCAGGUCCAAUAAGCAGCGAUCCAGAGCAACAGAUCAACGGCGACAAUAAGCAGCAGACGGAGCCGGUCAUAUCCGACUUCGAUGUGCUCAGCAUUUAUGCGGAUAUAUCAAAACUAAGCGCUGUAGAGCGCUAUUUGAACAUGCUCUAUCGUCCGUUCACGUGCUUCGUGAAAACCAAUUGCGAAUUCAAACUCUCAGAGUUGGACUGUUUUCUGUCGGACACGCGCUAUGAGCCGGAUAAGCACUCGGCUCUGCUCAUACGGCUCUCGAGUCCAAUAUGCAGCUUAAGGCUUUACGAUAAUGGAAACAUCUGCUGCCAGGGCUACUCUUACGAUAGCGCCGCCCUGGGCAUACAUCGCUUUAUUGGCACCAUGGAGCACCUGGGCUACUCGCCCGUAUUUCAGAAUCCCAAGUUUAAUGUGGUCAAUGCGACAUUCUGUAUGCCAUUUAGCAUUCACCUAGAGCAGCUUUAUAGAGAAUAUCAUGAGGAUUGCUUAUACAAUCCAGAAACACGUCCAUAUCUGACAUACCAAAUACGCAACUCCUCCAUUAAAUUGGCCAUCUUUCACGUUGGCUAUGUGUACGUACUUCUGUCCUCCCAGCCGCGUUUCACCCAAAAGGCAAUCGCUUUCAUAAUGCCCAUACUCUUCCGCCAUAGAGCCGCCAAUAGGCCCAAUGUUGCGGAGCUGAGCAGCGGCGACAUCAAUUUCAAGUUGCUGUGGGAAAAUGAAUUCCAGAACGCAUACCAAGGCACUCUUAAAUAUUCCAGAUGAGCAAUAACUUUGUUCAACAAUGUUGAUUCUUUA